AUGGCGCCCGCAGCAACCGGAGGCAAGAAGCAAAAGAAGAAGUGGUCCAAGGGCAAGGUCAAGGACAAGGCCCAGCACGCCGUCAUCCUCGACAAGGCCACCAACGACAAGCUUCAGAAGGAUGUCCAGUCCUACCGUCUGAUCACUGUCGCCACCCUUGUCGAUCGUCUCAAGAUCAACGGCAGCCUUGCCCGCCAGGCUCUCAACGACCUUGAGGCUAACGGCCAGAUCAAGAAGGUCGUCGGUCACUCCAGCCUGAGCAUCUACACCCGUGCCGUCACCGCCGAGUAA
Penicillium griseofulvum is the source of this 291-nucleotide messenger RNA. RefSeq names its product 40S ribosomal protein eS25. The record is from RefSeq and is a predicted model, not a curated record. Bases 1 to 291 code for a protein of 96 amino acids. The transcript is spliced from 4 exons. Gene Ontology annotation, cellular component: cytosolic small ribosomal subunit. Gene Ontology annotation, molecular function: structural constituent of ribosome. NCBI's taxonomy places the organism in Eukaryota, Fungi, Ascomycota, Eurotiomycetes, Eurotiales, Aspergillaceae.